AUGCCCCUACUCCCUGCCACCGCCUACUCCCUGCCACCGCCUACUCCCUGCCACCGCCUACUCCCUGCCACCGCCUACUCUCUCUAUCCAUCCAUCCCCCACCUGCAGUACAGCACGGGCAAGACCACCUUCAUCCGCCAUCUGCUCAGCCGUCCCUACCCUGGGUCGCACAUCGGUCCAGAGCCCACCACCGACCGUUUUGUUGUCGUCAUGAACGGACCGGACGAUAGGAGCAUACCGGGCAACACAGUGGCAGUGAGUGCGGACAUGCCCUUCGCCGGUCUCACCCGCUUCGGCUCCGCCUUCCUCGAGAAGCUCGAAGUCGCUCAGCUACCCCACCCCCUGCUGGACCACAUCUGCCUGGUGGACACGCCGGGCGUGCUGGCGGGGGAGAAGCAGCGCACCCAACGCAGCUACGACUUCACUGGGGUCACUGAGUGGUUCGCCUCCAAGUGCGACCUCAUUCUCCUGCUCUUCGACCCGCACAAGCUGGACGUGAGCGACGAGUUCAAGCGAGUCAUCACGUCGCUGCACGGCAACAAGGAUAAGAUCCGCCUCGUGCUCAACAAGGCCGACCAGGUCAACACGCAGCAGCUCAUGCGAGUGUACGGGGCGCUCAUGUGGUCACUGGGGAAGGUCAUCAACACACCUGAAGUCAUGCGCGUGUACAUUGGAUCUUUCUCGGACACAGCUCCUGGCAAGAAGAAGCUUCCUGCAAAGAAGCUUCCUGGCAAGAAGAAGCUUCCUGCCCAGAAGCCACGCAAGCAGGCGCUUCAGCUGCGGGCAGCAACGCAGCAGACGACCAUCGGAUGCGAGUCAACUGCUGGCGAGGAGACCAGGGAGACGAAGGAGACCAAGGAGACGACGGUUGUCCCAAGCAAGGAGAAGGGAGAGGCGGGAAACAAGGAAGCGGAGACUGAGGCGGAGGCAAGGAACGCGUGUGCAACAGUGGGAGAAGAGGGUGCGAACGGUGCAGGUCUUGAGAACGGAAAUGGGGAGAGCGGAGAGGAGGUUGGAGAGAAGAGCAAAGAGGAGGGAAAAGAGGAGUGCGGCAACGCAGCAGAGGGGCGCAGAGGAGCCGAGGUGGAAAACAGCCGAGACAAGGAGAACGUGGCGCCCAUGAGCCGUGGCGAGGGGAAGGCUGCAAGGAGGGGAAGGGGGAAGGUUGAGCAGCCAAAGGGUCAGAUUGAAUAUGAGGAGGAAACGGAGGAAGUGGAAGAGGAAGAGGAAGAGGAGGAGGACGCGGAGGGGCGGCUGGGGCGGGCGCUGUUUGAGAGAGAGAUGAACGACCUGCUGUCUGACCUGGGGGACCUUCCCCGGAAGAGCUGCGACCGCAAGAUCAACGAGUUUGUGAAGCGCACGCGGGCAGCGAGGGUGAACGCGUUCAUCAUCGCCCACCUGCGCGCGCAGCUGCCCCUCUUUGGCCGCGCCAAGGCGCAGCAGAGGCUCAUUGAGAACCUGCCGCAGGAGUUUGACAAGGUGGCUCGGGAGCAUCGCCUGGCUGAGGGCGACCUUCCACCCGUGGCGCUCUUUCAACGCGCGCUGGCAGGGUGUGAGUUUGAGAGCUUUGAGAGGCUCAACGUGAAGCUUGUGGAAGAGGUGGACAGGAUGCUCGCUUAUGAUAUUCCACACCUCCUGAAUACGUUCAGAAACCCUUAUAUGUAG
Molecule: messenger RNA, 1665 nt
Organism: Closterium sp. Naga37s-1
Lineage: Eukaryota; Viridiplantae; Streptophyta; Zygnematophyceae; Desmidiales; Closteriaceae
Source: the annotation of a GenBank genome assembly